Molecule: messenger RNA, 438 nt
Organism: Sphenostylis stenocarpa
Lineage: Eukaryota; Viridiplantae; Streptophyta; Magnoliopsida; Fabales; Fabaceae
Source: the annotation of a GenBank genome assembly
AUGGGAAAGGGAUCUGUGUGUAAUACUCGUUAUAGGGAGCUGAAGGAUUGUGUAUGCGAGUUUAGUGGUUCUGCGUUUGGUUAUUUUCCAGUGGGUGUAAACUGGGGCACGGGUGGUAGCAAGGAUCAAAGUGCUAUCAGAGUCUUGGAAAGCAUGGACACUCAGAAAAGACAACCAGAAAAGCAGUCUUCUUCCAACACUACUGCUCCUGCCGUUACUUCAUGUCGAAAGAAAAAGAAUGAACAAGCUGCUUUCUUGGAAGAUUUGAAGGAUCACAUUGACGAGUUUAUAAAUGCUUCCGUGGAUGAACACAAAAGUUGCUUUAAGAAAACGAUUCACAAGAUGUUUGGUUUGUCAAAGGCUGUUACAGAAGGGCACUCCAAUGCUUCCAAAGAAGUUGAAAGUUGUCUGCCUCUUCGGACAACUGUACAAGACUAG